AAUGCUGGAGAAUUGGAAAAUAUGCAGCAAGACACGACAAGCAUGUAUUUUUCUAAACUUGAAGAUUCACCAAUGUUUCGUCAACAGCUCCAAUGUUUGGAGGAAAUUGCAGAGACGUUAAGGGAGAGAGGUUGUAGGUUCUAUAAAGGCUGUCGUAAAUAUACAGAAGGCCUGGGAGAAGCAUAUGAUAGAGAUAUCUCGUUUUCAAGCUGCCUUGAAAAUUUUGGUGGAGGAUCCGAUCCUAUUUCGUUGGCACUUGGAGGUCCCGAUAUGAUCAAACUUGCAACUUGCUUGAGAGAAGUAGGGACGUGCAAAGAAAAUCUUCGAUCUCAGCUUGAGCAUACCUUAAGUGAGAGGUUACUGCGAUUCACGAAUGUUGAGCUGCAAGAUAUCAAGGAAGCAAGGAAGCGUUUUGACAAGGCUGAUGUCGUUUAUAGUCAGAUCCGUGACAAAUAUUUAUCAUUGAGGAAAAGUACCCGGACAGAAGUAGCUGCUGCCACGGAAGAGGAACUUUACCAUGCGAGAAUGACAUUUGAGCAAGCUCGCUUCAGUCUGGUUUGUGCUCUUUCAAAUGUGGAGGCAAAAAAGAGAUUUGAGUUUCUAGAAUCAGUCGGUGAAGCAAUGGACGCCCAUCUGCGUUAUUUCAAGCAGGGAUAUGAGUUAUUACAUCAAGUGGAGCCUUACAUUCACCAGGUAUUAUCAAAUGCACAGAAAUCUCGAGAAAGCUACCAGUCUGAACAACAAGCACUAAAUGGAAGGAUCCAAGAGUACAAAAGGCACAUUGAUUUUGGUAAUAAAGUACCUUGUAAUCCUUCCGUUGUGAAUGGAGAGUUAACACAUCAACCUUCAAGGAAAUCCCAUAAACUGAUACAAGCAGUUAUGCAGUCUGCUGCCGAAGGGAAGGUUCAAACCAUCAAACAAGGAUAUCUAUCAAAGCGUUCCUCAAAUUUGAGAGCAGACUGGAAGAGAAGAUUUUUUGUUCUUGAUAACCGAGGGAUGUUGUAUUACUAUCGCAAACAAAUUGGACGGCCCUCUGUAACUUUGAACAACUUCCAGGGAUCUGGUGCACAGAGAAGUAAUUCUGCUGAACCUGGCCCUGGAUUGCUGAGUCGGUGGCUAUCUUCUCAUUAUCAUGGUGGUGUAAAUGAUGUUGCACGACAUACAGUUAACCUUCUUACAUCUACAAUAAAGGCAGAUUCAGAGCAGUCAGAUCUUAGAUUUUGUUUUAGGAUUAUAUCACCAACAAAAAUAUACACUUUGCAGGCAGAGAGUUCACUGGAACAAAUGGAUUGGAUUGACAAAAUAAACGGAGUAAUAGCUUCAUUAUUAACUGCCCAACUACCACCUGAGAGACAUCUAUGUGCGAGUCCUACAAGUGAAACCAGUUCAAGAGAGAAACCAUCAGGUCAAGAUUGGAAGUCUUCUGAAGAUUAUGCCGAGAAGGACCACAAUUCUAAGAAUAUGAUGCGUAUAUGUCGAAGUUCACAACAGUUACAAUACAGUGUGAGGAGUGACAGACCCGUUGAUGCAUUAAAAAUGGUACCUGGUAACGAUAAGUGUGCUGAUUGUGAUUCACCCGAGCCCGAUUGGGCUUCCCUUAAUCUUGGUGUUCUUAUCUGCAUUGAGUGCUCUGGUGUUCACCGCAAUCUUGGUGUCCAUAUAUCCAAGGUAAGAUCUUUAGAACUUGAUGUGAGGGUAUGGGAACCUUCUGUCAUCACAUUGUUCCAGUCUUUGGGGAAUGUAUUUGCCAACUCAAUAUGGGAGAAAUCCUUGACUGCAAGAACUCAUCAAGGUGAUGAUUUACCUACAAGGUCAAUGGAGUCUGAUAAAUCAAGAGAGUCCUUUGAGAAGCCAAGUUGUGAUGAUCCCAUAUCCACAAAGGAGAAGUUCAUUCAUGCAAAGUAUGCAGACAGACGCUUUAUUCAAAAAGUAAAGGACCCACGUCAUCUUAUAUUACUCGAGCAACAUUUAUGGGAAAAUGUCCGUGCUAAUGACAAAAAAGCAGUUUACCUCUUAAUUGUGAUAUGUGAAGCAGACGUGAAUGCUGAUCAUGGUCAUGCCUCAUAUAUCUCCUCUUCAUCGGUAGCUCGCAUCAUGCACUUUGAAGACCAGAGUAGUCUUGCCAGUGAAUUUGACUACUUAAAAGGUUAUUGUACAGAUGACUCCUCAAGAUCUUUGACUUCAGUAAAAGAAAUUGAUGACCCAUUGACUAAUGAAUCUCUUAACGGCUGCUCCCUGCUUCACCUCGCUUGCCAAACUUCUGACUGUACCAUGGUAGAGCUGCUCUUACAGCACGGUGCCAACAUAAACGCUUCUGAUGCAAAGGGUCAGACACCACUGCAUCAUAGUAUUACAAGGGGUAGACUUGCCAUUACAAGGUUACUUCUUAGCAGGGGAGCUAAUCCACUAGCAGCAGAUACAGCAGGUAAAACACCUCGUCAGCUUGUUACAGAAUUGGGAAUUGAUGAUAUCGAUAUUCUUGCUCUCUUAAGAGCAGCAAAUAGUUAGCACUUAGUGCAAGUACAAAAACUGAUAGUAGGGUCUUUAGAAUGGUGUACAUUAACAAUCUUUUAUUUAUUUGUAUAAUCAAGAUGAAGCUGAUUGAUAAGUUCACAUCAUAAUAAUUACAUACAU
Molecule: messenger RNA, 2634 nt
Organism: Erigeron canadensis
Lineage: Eukaryota; Viridiplantae; Streptophyta; Magnoliopsida; Asterales; Asteraceae
Product: ADP-ribosylation factor GTPase-activating protein AGD3-like
Exons: 18
Coding region: 22-2508 (828 amino acids)
Cellular component (GO): cytoplasm
Molecular function (GO): protein binding; GTPase activator activity
Source: RefSeq, a predicted model, not a curated record